AUGUGGCGGACGCUGGCCCUCGCCUCCGCCUUCUUCCCGGGGCUCUUCAUCCUCUGCAUCCGGUUACUGCGCUGGGCCGCCCCGGGAUGGAGCCUCAAGGACCGCAUCCUCCUCAGCGGCAGGCUGGUGUCAACGGUCCAAGCCACGAUGGCAACGGUGUCGGGGAUCACGGUUGUCCUUAGCUGCAAGAACGUGGUGCAUGACAGGCACUGGCUGGCUGUGGAGUACAUCUGGGUCCUGGUUCCCUACAUGACCUAUGACAUCUAUGUCAUGUACCUCUGCCACUGGCACAAGAGCCAGGAGAAGGGGAUCCUGGAGAAGAAGCACUCACUGGCCAGCGUGUGGAGCUUCCUCCUGCAGGAGAGGCUGAUGGUGACCCACCACCUCUUCAUCCUCAUUGUGCUCACCCCCAUCACCCAGCAUUUCAGAGGAGAGCUGGGGGACUUCUUCGUGGGCUGCAUCUUCACAGCAGAGCUGAGCACGCCCUUUGUAUCACUAGGCAAAAUCCUCAUGCAGCUCAAAAUGCAGGACACGCUCCUGCACAAGGUGAACGGGAUCCUCGUCCUGGUGACCUUCUUCCUGUGCCGCAUCCUCCUCUUCCCCUUCAUGUACGCGGCCUACGCCCGCCAGGUGGGGAUCCCGGUUUACCUGGUGCCGUUCCGCAUCCCCCUGCACUGCAACAUCGCCAACGCCUCGCUCAUCGCCCCCCAGCUCUACUGGUUCAGGCUCAUCUGCCGCAAGGCCGCCCGGCUCUACGGCGGCUCUCCCGCCCACCGGAGCAGAUAACGGAGCCGAUAACGGCCCGGGGCUGGCACAGGGGCAGCCCCGGCUCUUCCCUCGGGGAGCAGCGGUUCCGCUAGCUGCAGCCUCCAGUCUCCA
Molecule: messenger RNA, 879 nt
Organism: Cinclus cinclus
Lineage: Eukaryota; Metazoa; Chordata; Aves; Passeriformes; Cinclidae
Gene: TLCD3A
Product: TLC domain containing 3A
Exons: 5
Coding region: 1-786 (261 amino acids)
Biological process (GO): lipid homeostasis
Cellular component (GO): endoplasmic reticulum; membrane
Source: RefSeq, a predicted model, not a curated record